CCACUGAGAGUAAUGUUACAGAUCCGAAGACUGAGGAGACUGCGUAUCGCUAUCGUUCCCACAUACAGCCAUUGCAGUGCAUUGAGAUACAGUGACAGCUUUCGACGACAAAUUCCAAGAUGGGUAAAGGCGAUCCUAAGAAGCCCAGAGGCAAAAUGUCCUCGUAUGCCUACUUCGUGCAGACCUGCAGGGAGGAGCACAAGAAGAAACACCCUGAUGCCUCUGUGAAUUUCUCCGAGUUCUCCAAGAAGUGCUCCGAGCGAUGGAAGACCAUGUCUGCCAAAGAAAAGAGCAAGUUUGAGGAUUUAGCAAAGCAAGACAAGGUACGCUAUGAAAGGGAGAUGAAAACCUACAUACCGCCCAAGGGGGAGAAGAAGAAGAGGACAAAAGACCCUAAUGCACCAAAAAGGCCCCCAUCUGCUUUCUUCAUAUUCUGCUCCGACUUCCGCCCAAAAGUUAAAGGAGAGAGCCCUGGAUUGUCCAUUGGUGAUGUUGCCAAGAAAUUAGGGGAGAUGUGGAAUAAAACCACCGCUGAGGAUAAGCAGCCCUAUGAAAAGAAGGCAGCCAAGCUGAAGGAGAAAUACGAAAAGGAUAUCGCCGCGUACCGUGCCAAGGGCAAGACCGAUGGUGCCAAGAAAGCUCCUGCCAAGAUGGAGAAGGCCAAGAAGAAGAAGGAGGAGGAGGAAGAGGACGACGAUGACGACGACGAGGAGGAAGAAGAGGAGGAGGAGGAAGAUGAUGAAGAUGAUGAUGAAUAAAUCAGAGCUUAGUUUCUUGUUUAUAAAGCAUUUAACCCCCCUGUACACACUUCACUCCUAUAAAAAAAGAAAAAAAAAACAAAAAAAUGUAAGGCUGUGUAUAUGAAAUGUUUUUAAGCUGUACAGUGUUUUUUUUUUUGUAUAGUUAACACUACGGAAGUGUCUUUAGAUAGCCCUGUGUUUUGUUUUUUAGUGGUAGUUCUUAAGCCACUAACCUUGCCUGGUACAGUUUCUGGGGGUUGUAAAACGGCAUGGAAUUUGCAGGUUUCCUGGUGGUGCACAGCACAAAAUCUAGUUUUAUGUGGGGUUGUAGUUCGUUUCCAGUUGUAUUUGUGUUUUUUAUUUUUUAUUUUUUUAAUUUUUUGCCGUAUCAUAAAGUUCUUUUACUGUACUUUGAAUACCACUCUGUAAUUGCAAAAAGAAAAAAAAUGCAGCUGUUUUUGUUGACAUUCUGAAUGCUUCUGAAGUAAAUAAACCCUUUUUUUAAAAGUA
This is a messenger RNA of Lepisosteus oculatus (spotted gar), 1250 nucleotides long. RefSeq names its product high mobility group protein B1. The record is from RefSeq and is a predicted model, not a curated record. Gene Ontology annotation, cellular component: nucleus. Gene Ontology annotation, biological process: regulation of transcription by RNA polymerase II. NCBI's taxonomy places the organism in Eukaryota, Metazoa, Chordata, Actinopteri, Semionotiformes, Lepisosteidae. Gene Ontology annotation, molecular function: DNA binding, bending.